Molecule: messenger RNA, 1041 nt
Organism: Aureobasidium pullulans EXF-150
Lineage: Eukaryota; Fungi; Ascomycota; Dothideomycetes; Dothideales; Saccotheciaceae
Exons: 1
Coding region: 1-1041 (346 amino acids)
Source: RefSeq, a predicted model, not a curated record
AUGAUUUUUCCCCGAGCAUAUGGCGCAUUUGUGCUUUUGAGUGCUUCGAUUGUAUCGGCUCUUCCCAAGCGUCAAUCUGCUCCAAGCAAUUUCACCUUCAGCACCGUGGGCACGGUUCCUGGAGCGGUCAACCUGGAAAAUUUGGCAGUCCGACACAACGGCGAUGUCUUGGUGACCUCUAUCCGCAGCAAUACUCUCUUCCAGGUCUCUCCGUCUAGGAACACGACUGCUAGUGAGGUGGUCCAGAUCCCUGAUGUGACCGGACUGACAGGCAUUGUCGAACUCGAAAAGGAUGUCUUCUACGUCGCUGGAACCAACUUAACAGGCUCCAGUUCCUCUCCAGGGUCAAAUGGUGUUUGGAGAGUCGACCUGCGCAACUCCUCGAUUGAUGGCAAUGGAUGUGUCGUACAGGUGAUCGCGCUAUCACAAGUGGCAGACCUCUUAUCUACCCAAUUGAUCAAUGGAUUUAGUAGUCUUGCACCCAAUGACACAUCCCACCUCCUCUUUUCUGACUCUGUUGCCGGCUUGGUCAGCAUCCUGGACGUGGAGACUGGCUUGUCAGAAGUCGUCGUCAAAGAUCCAUCCAUGAAUGUCGUUCCAGGAGGAUUGAACGUUGGCGUCAACGGUAUCGAAACGUAUGGCGAUCGUCUUUUCUUCACCAGUCUCGAUCAGCACUUGUUUGCAUCUGUGUCGAUCUCAUUGUCCACUGGUCAUGCUACUGGACCUGUCGUGCCAACCGUCAAUAUCACCGGCUCGGCAGAUGAUUUUGCAUUAUCUAGGGAUGGGCGCACAGCAUUCAUUUCGUUGAAUGGGGGCAAUGCAAUUCUUGAGGUCGAUAUUGCAUCCAAAAGCAGUCGCUACAUCGGAAGUCCUCUGCUUGAAAGCAUAUCUUCUGUUGCGCUGUCUGGAAGCAGAGAUCAGUUCGGAUCGGAGUCAUUAUACAUCAGCGGAGCUAUCAUGGUGGACAACACGACCACUAUCGGUGGUCUGUUCAAGGCGCAACCUUGCUUCGGGGUCGGAUGUGCUGUUCAAGGAAUCUGA